Messenger RNA from Oryctolagus cuniculus (rabbit), 3221 nucleotides. It is a transcript of the gene CACNG4, whose product is annotated as calcium voltage-gated channel auxiliary subunit gamma 4. Gene Ontology annotation, biological process: positive regulation of synaptic transmission, glutamatergic; transmission of nerve impulse; neurotransmitter receptor transport, postsynaptic endosome to lysosome. Gene Ontology annotation, cellular component: AMPA glutamate receptor complex; voltage-gated calcium channel complex; postsynaptic density membrane. Lineage: Eukaryota; Metazoa; Chordata; Mammalia; Lagomorpha; Leporidae. The record is from RefSeq and is a predicted model, not a curated record. Gene Ontology annotation, molecular function: channel regulator activity; voltage-gated calcium channel activity.
AGCCCGCCCGGCGGCCCGCGCAGCCCGCACUCGCCGCCGCGCCUCGGAGUUUGAGCCCCGGCGCGGCCGGAGCGCAGGCACACGCCCGGGGCGCAGGGUCGGAGCGCUCAGCGCGGCGCCGCCCCCCGGCCCUCGGCCCCCCGGCCCCGGCGCCCCCGGAGCGGCGCGCGGAGGGAGGAGGGCGCGGCGGGCCGGGCCGGCGGGCGGCGGACUAUGAGGCGCCCACCAUGGUGCGAUGCGACCGCGGGCUGCAGAUGCUGCUGACCACGGCCGGAGCCUUCGCCGCCUUCUCACUCAUGGCCAUCGCCAUCGGCACCGACUACUGGCUCUACUCCAGCGCGCACAUCUGCAACGGCACCAACCUGACCAUGGACGACGGGCCCCCGCCCCGCCGCGCGCGCGGCGACCUCACCCACUCGGGGCUGUGGCGGGUGUGCUGCAUCGAAGGGAUCUAUAAAGGGCACUGCUUCCGCAUCAAUCACUUCCCAGAGGACAACGACUAUGACCACGACAGCUCCGAGUAUCUCCUUCGCAUUGUGCGAGCCUCCAGCGUCUUCCCCAUCCUCAGCACCAUCCUGCUGCUGCUGGGAGGGCUGUGCAUCGGCGCCGGCAGGAUCUACAGCCGCAAGAACAACAUCGUCCUCAGCGCUGGCAUCCUCUUCGUGGCCGCAGGCCUCAGUAACAUCAUAGGAAUCAUCGUCUACAUUUCCAGCAACACGGGCGACCCCAGCGACAAGCGGGACGAAGACAAGAAGAACCACUACAACUACGGCUGGUCUUUCUACUUCGGAGCUUUGUCGUUCAUCGUGGCCGAGACCGUGGGCGUCCUGGCUGUAAACAUUUACAUUGAGAAAAAUAAAGAGCUGAGGUUUAAGACCAAACGGGAGUUCCUGAAAGCCUCGUCGUCAUCUCCGUACGCCAGGAUGCCGAGCUACAGGUACCGGCGACGGCGCUCCCGGUCCAGCUCCAGGUCCGCAGAGGCCUCGCCGUCCAGGGACACGUCACCCGUGGGCCUGAAGGUCGCGGGGGCCAUCCCCAUGGGCGAGCUGUCCAUGUACACGCUGUCCCGGGAGCCCCUGAAGGUGACCACGGCCGCCAGCUACAGCCCGGACCAGGAGGCCAGCUUCCUGCAGGUGCAUGACUUCUUCCAGCAAGAUCUGAAAGAGGGCUUCCACGUGAGCAUGCUUAACCGGAGGACGACGCCCGUGUGAGCCGCCCCGCGGUGCCGCUGGUGGCCCCGGGAGGGCGUGGGACCCUCGACACGACCACGACGACGGACAAUGAACUGGAGCCCAGCACAGCCCUCCCCCGGGGCAGGAGUUCGGAGUCCGGAGCCCGGAGCCAGGAGCCAGGGCCAUGGCCAAUGCCGAGGCUGACCUGGUCCCAGAAGAGGGGAUUUGGAUGCACUCGGCAUGGCCGAGGUGCCAGGAGCUUUCCUGAGGCCGCACGGGAAAACGGGGUUAAGCUGUUAUUUCCUCCUGAACACGGAUCUUGCCAGAAAAGUGGGCUGUCCAGGCCUCCCCUCCCUGCCCGGGCGCUGGGGCCUCUGGACUCUGUCAGCUGCUCUUGAACCUGAACUUCCCGUGUCUUUGAGCCAGAAGUGAGGACACAAAGCUCGCUCCCUUCCUCCUUGUCUCUCUCAGCCUCUCUCUCUCUCUCUCUCUCUCUCUCUGGCCGUGGUCUGUGACUGACAGAUCAUCCUUGCGAAGAGAAGCCGUGCAGCCGACUGGUGCUUCAGCCUCCGUGCUGUCCUGGGCUGGCUUCCCUCCGCGGAGGAGACCGGGCCCCAGGGCUGUGGCUGGCUUUCCCGUCUGCCUCUGGAAGUGUCUACGUCACUCAGAGUGGACAGGACACCCCGAUGUACCUGAGAGCCUGGAAGAUUCCACAGGUCCCAGGCAGCCACGUGGCCUCCUGCCGUGGCCUUCCCUCCCAAGGGGAACAGCAACCAAAAAACAAAACAAUUGAGAGAACGAGCCCGUGCCUGGGUGCGCGUCAGGACUGUGGCCAGAGCAGGUCCCAGCAGAGCAGCGCCUGCCCCGGCUCCUGUCGGCGUGAUUUAUUGAGAAGCCGGGCCCGAAAGGCCAGGCUGGGCCCUUCUCCCUCCUACCAGAGCCCCUCCCUGCUCCCCACCCCAGCCCUCCCUUCGUAACUGGGGACACGGGUUCUGCGUGUUCCGGUUUUCUCCCUCCUGAACCGAGCGGAGAAUGUGGGCGUGUCUCCAGGUGCGGAAGAAGAACUCCCGGAACGUAGCAUUUGCCCUCUUUUCUAGAACCCACGUGCUUUCUAAAGACAACUGGUUUCUUACUUUUUCAGACUUCCGAGCCCGAUCUUGCACGGUCCUCUGUAACCCCGGGAGCUGCCCCGCCUAGGAGGGAUGAGCAAAUUCUUACCUCAGCCACCUGCUCACGGAGCCCUUGGCCAACUCCGCCCCUAGGAGUUCAGACCUGGGCCCCCCCACACACACUCACACCCACACCCCAUGAUCUGGUGAUGACAUCAGUGUCCUACCCUCCUCUGUCCCCAGGAGAGGAGCUGUGUGUACCUGCAGCGGCUGCAGCCAGCCGACCCCGUGAGCUGGCCAUGAGCUGAGACGAGAGGCGAGCUUGCUCCAGCCCCCCACCCCCACUCCCCCUACACACACGUGAAGUGGCUGAGCAGGCACAGCAGUGAGCGUGGCAGCCUCAGGACGGUGCCUGUCCCUGCCCCCCCUCAGCCCUCCCCUGCCAUGCCACUGUCUUGCCAUGCUGGGGGGAGGGGUCGCAGUCUCGGCCCACAGACCCAUCAAGGCCCUGGGACUUUGUCCCCUGUCCCUUUGGAAAGCAAGGCCUCCCCGCCGCUGCCCGCGGGGUCUCUGUGACCCUCGGGAAAGCUGUGUUCCCAUGCAUCCUACCUCUUACCCAGUCCCGGGCAGAGACUGAGCCCACGCUAGGGACCAAGACAGAGUAGAAAGAAGGGGAAGCAGCGACCCAGAGGGAGCCCCAGCCUUCACAGCCUUUGUCCCCACUGCCAUCCCUGUCUGAGGACCCUUCCCUGGCCACAGCCGGUCUCAGACUUGGCAGCCCCUGCAGGGGACGCAGUGGCCUGUGCCCACCUUCUCACCCCCUCCCAUGCCCCACGUGUUUUGCCAGUUAAGCACCUGUGAAUCCUGUACCUGCCACUGGUUUGGGGUUGUUAGUUCUGUCUUUUUUUUUUUAAUUAAAUAAAAACAUUUUUAAAAUGUU